This is a messenger RNA of Cordyceps fumosorosea ARSEF 2679, 2301 nucleotides long. RefSeq names its product cephalosporin C regulator 1. Gene Ontology annotation, molecular function: DNA-binding transcription factor activity, RNA polymerase II-specific; RNA polymerase II cis-regulatory region sequence-specific DNA binding. Lineage: Eukaryota; Fungi; Ascomycota; Sordariomycetes; Hypocreales; Cordycipitaceae. Gene Ontology annotation, biological process: regulation of transcription by RNA polymerase II. The record is from RefSeq and is a predicted model, not a curated record. The coding region runs from base 1 to 2301 and encodes 766 amino acids. The transcript is spliced from 2 exons.
AUGGACGGCUCCGGAUUCACCGAUGCUUCCGGCCUUUAUGGUGGUCAGUGGAUGCAUAGCGAGCACCCUCACGCUAAAGACAUGUCUGCUCCGCAAAUCUCCCCCGAGGACAUGAUCCUGCAAGCGGCGACGCACAUGCAAACUGCCAACCAUGAGUUCGCUAUGAGCGGCCCAAUGGCUGCGCACAUGCAUCAGAUGGCAUACCAGCACCAACACCCCCACGGAAUCCCUAGGCAUCCUCUCCCUGGCGACCAGUUCGGGCCCAAUGCCAGCUUCACUGAAGGCGACACCCAUAUGCUCGAUCGAGACGAUGCAGACGACGCCGACCCCAUGGCUUUGGCUGCUGGCGUCCCCAAGCCUACACGAUCGAGCGCUAAUAACGAAGUUGAGAUGCGACAGCUCUUCAACGCCAACAAACACCGUGGCCUGCAAGACGUCGCUACGGAGCUUCAUGGGAAUGAGCGCGGCCCAAACUCGGAAAGGACCCGCCAAGUCUUCGCCAUGCUUUGGAUUAACUCCGUCUGCACUAAGGGCAAGGGAUCCGUUCCCCGUGGCCGAGUGUAUGCAAACUAUGCUUCACGCUGCGCUACUGAGAGAAUAACCGUCCUGAACCCGGCCAGCUUCGGAAAGCUCGUCCGUGUUCUGUUCCCGGGACUCAAGACUCGCCGUUUGGGCGUUCGCGGAGAAUCCAAAUACCACUAUGUCAACUUUGCCCUUGCCGAGGACCAGACCGACCUGGUGGAAGCUCCGCAGCCUCCUCGCGCUCUUUCUGAAGCGAAGAGCUUCUCUCAGGGCCAGAAUACGCCGCCACUGCCUUCCAACAGUUCGAAACGUGGGGAGUCCUUUUCACAGCCUGCAGAUGAGCUACGAAAGAAGCAGAACAUCACACAGGCUGCCGAUCGAUCGCACAGUUUGUACAACCAGCCUGAUCUUGCGAGCAUUGAUAAUAUCCAAUCUACCUCUACCAAGACCCGCCUGGAACUCGAGUUCCCUCCCCUGAACCAGGACGACUUCGAACAAUCUGAGCCCCUUGGCCUUCCUGCCAUCGAGGCUUUUCUCCCUCAGGGAACUGACCCCGACGCGGCCAAGUCCUUGUCUGCACUGUACCGGUCUCACUGCACAUCCCUUGUCGAGUGUAUUCGAUACUGCAGAGAAAAGACCUUCUUUCACCUCUAUACAUCCUUCCAGGGCACUCUUACCAUGCCUGUACAAAAAUUAUUUGGCCACGAGGCGCUUGCCUCUUGGAUUGAGGGUUGCGAUUAUGUUUUGUAUCAGCGCAUGAUGCGCAUCAUCUCUGGCUUGACCUUGCAGGUCGUUCCCAAGCCAGUUCUCGACACACUGCGUAACAUCUCGGAACGAAUCGUGCCACAUAUCCGCGAGUCUUUCCAGGGCCAACCGCAACAUGUAAUUGCCGCGAAAGAGGCACCUGCCGCCCUUUUCGCCGGUCUCAUUGACCGCGCUCUCCGAGUCAACUUGACGGCUCACGCUGCCGCCAAUAUGCUUUCAAACCCUGCAAACCGCGACCAGAUGUAUGUGGACUGGAUUACCAUGAUCCGAGCCCGCAAGGUGGCCGAGUGCGUACCCACGCGUGGCAUGGACGAUGUUGUCGACGUGCUCAUCAACGAAAUGCGCGAUCUUUUGGACCCUGUCAACGUUCCUUGGGAAGUCGAAGUUCUUACCAUUUACGGCGACGCGGCCAGUCGCAACCCCCGUCAAGAAAGCGAGGGUGGAGCUGCGUCUACUGGCCAGAACGUGUUGGAUAGAUGGGUCAACUUCUUGCGAUUACUUCCAUCCAAGUUUCCUUACGCAUCACACGCCGAUAUUGUGUGGUGCGUAGAGCGUGUCGGCACUGCCGUGAUGCGCGACUUGACGCUAUCCCAGGGCAAGAGCUUCGGGUCAUGGUGGGUAACAAAAACAUGGGUUGAUGAAAUGGUCUGCUUCAUUGCGGAGCAAGGAGGCUUCAUGAAGCAAAAGGCUUCCCCUAGCGUUCGUGCUACCCCAAACGCUGAGGCAGCUGGCAAGGAGGCCAGCUGCCAGAACUCUCGAUACAACAAUGCCAGCGAGGAGUUGAACCUGUCGCAAUCGCAACCUGGGCGUGCACCAUUCCCGCCGCCUGCAAGCAACAACAGCCACACUGGCAAGACCAAUAACGCUUCUUCCCAGCCGCCGGUGGACAACGACGUGCAUGAUGAUAGCGGGAUUGGCAUCCGCACACCAGAGGAGGAUUUCCCUAUGCACAAAUACACCUAUGCCGAGGCUGAAGCGCCGGCUCUGAUGGGAGCUGGUGAACUUACAGCAUGA